Molecule: messenger RNA, 891 nt
Organism: Capsicum annuum
Lineage: Eukaryota; Viridiplantae; Streptophyta; Magnoliopsida; Solanales; Solanaceae
Product: axial regulator YABBY 5
Exons: 7
Coding region: 147-737 (196 amino acids)
Biological process (GO): multicellular organism development; abaxial cell fate specification; cell fate commitment
Cellular component (GO): nucleus
Source: RefSeq, a predicted model, not a curated record
GAGAAUAAAAGUAUUUUCUCUUUAAAAAGACUUAUGUCCUCUUAUAUAUUUUGAACUCUCUCUAUAUAUAUUUGCUUCUUUCUUCUUCUUCUUCAAAAUUCUUCUUAUAUUUCACUUUCAAUUCCACCAUAUUAUAUAAACAAAAAAUGACAUCAAGCUACAUUAUUGAUUCUACUAAUUAUGAACAACUUUGCUAUAUUCCUUGCAAUUUUUGCAAUAUUGUUCUUGCGGUGAGUGUGCCAUGCAGCAAUUUGUUUGAUAUAGUGACAGUAAGAUGUGGACACUGCACAAAUUUGUGGUCUGUUAAUAUGGCUGCUGCUGCUGUAUUUCAAUCCAAUUCUUGCCAAAAUCAUCAUAACCAUAUUCAUCAGGUAGCAAACUACACUAAUUCUCCUCAUGAUCAAUACAAGAUGAAUUUUGGUUCAUCAUCCAUCACAAACAAUUCUACUCGUGAGGAGAGGAUUGUAAAUCGACCUCCUGAAAAAAGGCAAAGAGGGCCUUCUGCAUAUAACCAGUUCAUAAAAGAGGAGAUUCAGAGGAUUAAGGCUAAUAAUCCAGAUAUUACUCAUAGGGAAGCAUUUAGUACUGCUGCAAAAAAUUGGGCACAUUUCCCCCACAUUCACUUUGGGCUCAUGUUGGAGACUGAUAAUCAAGCUAAACUUCCUGCUAAUGAGAACAAAGAAAAGCAUAUAAUGCAUAGAGCUCCAUUGCCAAAAAUAAAAACCUUCACCUUUUGAGAAUAUUAAUUAAUUAAUUCUCUACAUGUUGUAUGUUGAAUUAUUGAAGACUAAGUGUGAUUUUAUUUGUUCUAUUUGCUAGUACUUAUAAAUUGUGUAAUAUAAUUUGGAAAUUAUUUGAAUUUCUUCUAAUGUCUAUUUCAAUUUAUUUUUA